GAAAGUUAAAAAAAAAGUUAAAUACAAACUGAAGAACACUGGAAAUCUUUGAUACAUAAUGAGCUGCUGUUUGUUAGCAUGUGCAUUUGUAAUUAGCUAGUGUGCAUCUGGUCACAACACGGCAGAUGGAAAGCGUUCAAAGCGGACUCAUAUCAAAGGCCUGUGGGUCUUUGUAGCACAGUGUCUGCAACAGGUGACAUUUGAGACUGAGAACCAUUUAUAACUUUGAACGCUCCCUGCAGGAAGAACCUCCCUGUCAACCCAGCAGGACUGGAGGCAACUGAGGAGAAAGAGGGACAGAGCGAGCAGAUGAAAGUCAGUGUGAGCUGAAGUCCACUGCAAUCAUGAGGACCGAACUCUAAAUUAAACCUGGCGAAGGAUAAGAUGAAUCAAGGGCGUAAAAUCGAUGUUUCUCUCUGCAAAAUUCCUGAAAACGAUCAAGAUGAGGCGCUUUGUUCAUGUUCAUUAAAGAUGAAAAGGUAAAGAGGCGCUCAGGAGUAAGCUCAGGUGAGUCAUGUUUUUUUAAUGUUUAUAUUUAGUUUUAAAUGACUAGGAUCUACACUGUCUCAUUAUAAAUAAUAUUUGUUAUGCUGUGUCUUAACUUUCUGGUUUUAAAAAGUUUUCUUUUUAACGUUUGAAUGGGAAGAAAGACAAAUUAAGACGUUAUUCAUUAAAGCUCCAUUAAGAAGUUUUUUAAUAUUUGUGAAACAGACAAAAUUUCAUAUUGUUGCCUUUGUAUGAUGCAUAAAAUCAGGCAAGACAACCUGCAACAAAAUGUACAUCUUUGAAAUUGUGAUUUUUAAUCGACUGAAUCUGGUGUAAAGGGGUAGGCGUCACUUAACCAGCCCUGGUUUUAUAAUAUCCAUGAAAAAAAUGUUCUUUUUAUGAUAUAUUUGACUGUCUAAAGUCAGUAGGAUGAGAUGUUUUUGUGAGAAGCACUACUCAAGAAAAAAGCAAAGAUUCCUUUGACCACAGGGGGCGCCAGUUGGACACACUAGAAGUUCCUCAUGGGAGCUUUAAGUCGCCUUUUUGAGGAAUAAUCACAGAGUAUAUCAAUAAUGACUAUAUCGAAUGUAUCGUUAUGUUUCUAUUUAGAGUAGGUUUUCGAGAUAAUAGCAUGUAGAUUGCAGGUUGAAGCUGAUUGCUGUUCGAAGUGAACAGCUGUACCAAGAACACUCAGAUUUUUCUUCUCCUUCCAGGCAAUGGAGGACCCCCUGUCCGACAGCAGACGCCUCAUCAGCGCAGCAGCCUCUGGGAAGCUUCGCCUGGUCCGCCUGCUGGUGGAAGGAGGGGCCCAGGUCAACGGACGCAACCCCGAGGGAGAGACAGCUUUACUGGCCGCCUGUAAGGCCCUAAGAGGUCCAGAGACAGUGAAACUUCUCACAUUCCUGCUCAAGAACAAGGUCAGUUUGCAGUGAGUAAUAUCUACUUAUUUCAACCCUGAAUACAUGAAAGUUUCUGAACUCUUAAGGUCAACAGCGUAUUGAUCUGGAUGGAUCUGUAAUGCAUAAUAAAUGCACUUAGAAGAGUAUGUGGUACUUUCGAUGCAUGGUAAACAGUUUUCAGAUUUUUACUGCGUUCCCAGAUCUUAAGUGCUUUGGAGCAAUUUACUGCUGCAAAACACACACAGUGUAGUCUAAGGGCGAAGAUAAUUAUUGAUUACAUGGAGGCCUGUGUAGCAGAGACGGUCUCAUAAAGUCUAUUCUCACCAAAGGACACAAAAGCAACAACAGCAGAGCAGAUCUCAUUAAAGAGGAAUAAUUGUGUUUCAUCCUGGGACCUACUUUUGUUUUAUCUACUGAAAGUGUAAAUGAGAAUAAGCUCAAAACAUUAAGGACCUUUUUAACCAGCUUCCAGACCAGAGCUAAAAUAGUUAUGAUGGUAUUUUAUGGGGCAACUUUUGUCAAACUAGAGCUUCUUUCACUUGUACUUGGAUUUCAUAUUUGGGACCAAGACCUGUAUCUGAAUACACUGAACCCCAAAGUCUGUGUGAACAGUAUCAGACUGUAGCCAGGCAGCAUGCCAGGGUCCACCUGAGUGGGUUUUCUUAGGUCUUGGCUAUACCCUUUAAAACAUCUAUAGUAGCAGCAUGGACUCUAUCGUCUGCGUAGAACAUGAGUGAAUGUCACUCAGUGGCAGGUGCCAGUGGUUGCCCCGGUGAAUUCUCGUUUUUUCUUGGUGGAUUUGCAAACCAACUGUGAACACACAACAAUCGGGCUUUAUGUGAAACUGCUAACUGCCCCAAAGGAUAACAUUGUUGACAUGACAGUUUUACACCAGCCACUGGCUAAAAACAUCAUGGAAUAAAUCCUCCAAAUGCUGUAGCUAGAAUACAGAUUUAAUGUGAACAACUGGUAAAUACGGGUGAGGAAGUAAAGUCAGUAAAAGGUUUGACAUGCCUGUCUGUAGUUGCCCCUCAGGAUUUGAUCUGAUGUACAUGCAGCAGUAAAUGACUGUAGGUCCCUGGUUGUCUCUGGUGACCGUCUCCCAUCCUCUUCUGGCGGAUCAGGCCGAUCCAAACGCACAAGACCAAGCCGGACGCACUGCUCUGAUGUACACCUGCAUGGAGCGAGCAGGAGAACAGGUGGCGUCCACCCUGCUAGCCGCAGGGGCUGACCCCAGCAUGGAGGAUCGGUUUGGAGCAUCAGCGCUGGUGUACGCCAUCAACGCACAGCACCAACCCACACUGAAGGUCAGUCAGGAGCAAAAUGAUCGAUGCGAGGCAGUUUGAAUACAUAAGAAGACGGAUCAAUAACAGGUUUUCCUUUAUCUAAUCAUGUUUAGCAUAUAUGCAAUAUUUAGCAAUUAUGGCUAUAGUGAUUUACUCUGGACAUAGUAGGGAAGAAUUUAAAUGUUAUUGCAUAUUCAAUGUCAGAAUUUUUCGACUAAUUCCAAAGAAGUAACUUAAUUUUUCAUUAGAAAGUUGUGUUUUAAAGGUUCGCACAUGUAGGAAAGAAACACAACAUCUCUCACAUCCAAUCAGAACCUGCACUCCUGAAUCAGCUCUCUGUAUUUUAGGUGUUGAUGGAUGCCUGUCAGGCCAGGGGUUGCGACAUCAUCAUCAUCGCCACGGAGACAGAUGUUAACGGAGGCCCGGUGACCAGGCGUUACUUGAAUGUUCCUCCAUCUCCGCGCACAUCUCCAGUGUCCUGCAUGUCCCCGUCUGAUAUCGUCCUCAAGACGAGCUCGCCUAAUUCACCUGAGGGAGAAAACAUCUUCAACUUCAGAGGACCUGGUGAGGAAAUGACGAGUUUGAGCUGAAGUUACGGAUUCUAUUUUUCAACCUCCUCAUUUUCCAUCACCUAAAAAUACGAACUUUUAAAAUUCAGUUUGUAUGAUAAUACUUGAACCCAAACUUCUUGGCUGUUUACCUCAUGAAAUAAAGAUCUGUGUCAUCCACACUGCUCUGUGUUCAGACACUGUGCCCAACCUAGAUCCAGCAGAGCAGUGUUGGCAAGUCCAGACAGAUGACAACAAAAUUCCUGCCGGCUGAAAUCAUUAGCUGUGUGCUCAUUCCUGAGGAGAAAAGAUGAAAAUGUGUCAGACUGAGGUUAGAUGAAGCUCGCUUAAGUGUUUCAUUAUGUGGACUGAAGUAACUUUUCCUCCUCUGAACAGGAUCUUGCUGCUCAUUUAGACGGCUGAAGUAAAGUCUUAGAACAAGGUCAGAGCCGAGAUAGAAGAGAGCUACCUGCCUGUUUAUCUCACAUAGUAAUACAAAACGUGAAUUGGUUCUAAGAUGAGGAAGCUAGUGUUGGAAGAUACUGAUCUUAAUUAGCUCAACAACACCUGGGAAAGUUGGGAAAGAUUGGGGAUCCCCUGAUUUUUUCUAAGACUUUUGUUUUGUGUGAGAUGGUAGUUGUAAUAUUCAGAGAUGACUCUUUACGGUAUCAUCAGGAUAAACUUCUAAUUCCUCCAAUACUUGGUCAUUGGAACUACAGUAGAUGUAUGUCAGCACAGCCCCUGUAAAAUACCAGAAAUAUUAGCUGGUGCAUCAACUGGUUAAGUUUUUACAUUAGCUUUAAGUCAGAGCUGGUAUUUCCAGUGUAGGGACAAGCAUCUUUAGGCUCCAUAACCCUGCUUUUGAAACCAUUUGAUCUAACCCUAGAUCACAUGAAGACAUGAUUAGAAAAGUCUCAUUACUCCUGUUCUCUUAAAGGUAUAUUCCGGCGUAAAAUUAAGGGUCAAACGCAACAUAACACUGAGAGAUGAAUUUUGCCAACCGCUUGCUUCUCUAGUUAUACCAACUAUAGUAACGGCCGCAGAUAGCCAUACAGAGAGCCACACGCUCAACCAAAACGCCACUCUAUAGCCACAAAUAAUGCUCAGAACAGCAUCUAACUUCAUCAACAGUACAUAUAGAGUCCCAGCCAAAGUACUAGCCACCAAAAAUCUUUUUAAGGAAAGAGACUAAACACAACUCACCGUCUCUCUUCCAGCAGCCACAUGUUUGUAUGGAGACCUGCGGGCGAGUCCUUCAUGGACUGCAGCGGGGUGACGCAGCUUAAGGAAGACCAUCUAUGAUGGAAAUGCAAUCAGACCGAGACACUAAGGCAGAAGAACUACCAUGUCUGUGGUGCAAAUGAUUAAUAUGAUGAUUUUUACUUCAAGGAAAUGAUCAUAAAUGUUCUUCCUUGAGCUGUGUCACCCCGCUGUAGUAUGUAAUGGAUUGACCUGAGAUCUCAUUACAAACAAGCGGCUGCUGGAAGAGAGUAGGUGAGUUGUAUUUAGCCUCUUUGCUAAAGAAAUUAGGCAAAGUUAAUAAGAUGUUUGGUGGCUAGUGCUGUGGCUAGGACCCUAUAUGUACUGUUGGUGACGUUAGGUGCUGUUCUGAGCAUUAUUUGUGGCUAUAGAGUGGCGUUUUGGUUGAGUGCAUCUCUCCUCAGACCACUGUGUAUUGCUAUCAUUCGGUCGUUACUAAAGUUGGUAUAACUAGAGAAGCAAGCGGUCGUCAACAUUCAUCUCCCGUGAGGGGGUGUCUAACUCAGUGUUACAGUGUGUUUGACCCUAAAUUAAUGUUACACCGGAAUAUCCCUUUAACUAAUCUAUCCUAUACUAAACUGACUUUUCUAUUUACUUCCCUCAUGCCAACAAGGAGGCAGCAUCAGCAUCAGGAGAGCACCCUCCUGUGAGCCGAGUCCACGGAACCAGAGCAGCCCUCCUGCAUCCAGACACAGAGUCUUAUCCGAACCUUGGCUGACCAUUCACAAGCAGGCUUAUGAGGAGGAGAUGAGGACGGAUGGGGACCAGGUGGAGCUCGAGGAUUCAAAUUUUCAUCAGGUCUGGAUAAAGAAGUGUAAACAAGGUGUGAGUUAUAACAGCUGGCCACAUGAUUUUUCUCUGAGGGGUUCACAGUCGCUCCUCUCCCUCACAGAGUUGAACCCCUCUCAAGAAAUCUCAAGAGGACUCCCACCAGAGGGAGGAGGCACAACAUUCGACACCUACACAAGCUCUGUUGAUCAACUUCCUUCUUGUUCGGUCCGUAGAAACACCCUCCCCUCCCUCAUGGUGGUCCCUCCUCUGCCUCACCUCCCUGCGUUAGUCAACCAAUCAGACCCCCACCUCCAGGUUCCACCUUCCAAAAGCAGGAGCCUGCUCUACCUGCCGCACCCGCCCAGCUCCUCUCCACCCUCCUCCUCUUCAUUUAGGGCCUCCGUGAGACCUGGGUUCCUCCCUCCGCUGCAGCUGUCCUCCUCAGUCACCUCCCUGGUCGCUCCUCCUGUCUCCUGCGGUAACAGCAAGAGGAACAGGCUGUUGCUGCGGCGUCACUCGGUGCAGUUUGAGUAGAACAGGGGAGAAGGAGGGAUCAUUUAGGAUUUUAGAGGUGCUUUUCUCCCUCUAUGACAGCAAAUGUUUAAUCAAUCAGACUGUCAUGACACUUGAUUUGGAGAAACUCUGAACCAAACUCUUUAAAAAUCAUCUCCAAAAACCUAAAAACUGAAGAAUAGAAACUACUACAAGAUGAUUCAGCUGAUUCCUCUGAGCAGGACUGUAAAUAAACUGAUAAACAACAUUAGUUUAUUAGAAAGAACUUGUUUUUUUGAUGCUUUUGCUGGUGUUGUGGUCCACUCACCAAAUUCUCAGCCAAGUCUGAGUCCAAAUAAUCAAUGAAGAAUCCAAGUCAAACUCUAGCAGAGUCCUCAAAACUUGAGUCCAAGUCAAGUCCCAGUGCAGAAAUUAAUUAAUGGUUCCUGUUUGUGCCCUGCAGGGAAAUGUUCAUGUGUGGACGCUCAAUGCCAGCCUUUACUCAGAACUGUGAUUCAGUCUGAGUCCUCCUCUCUGUUUUCAAAUGCAGUUGAUGCUCGAGUCCAAGUCUGAGUCACGAAAAUCAGAACUCGAGCUGGACUUACAGCAACACUUGCUUUUCAAAGAGUUCACAUCCUUCAAAAUGUUAAUUCAAUAUGCAUGUAAAUCUGUGCCAACCAUACCUGUGACCAGAGCAAAGCUUUGAUUGAAAUCAAUCAAAACUGCCGUAAGGAAUGCUCAACAG
Messenger RNA from Xyrichtys novacula (pearly razorfish), 6487 nucleotides. The record is from the annotation of a GenBank genome assembly. NCBI's taxonomy places the organism in Eukaryota, Metazoa, Chordata, Actinopteri, Labriformes, Labridae.